Messenger RNA from Vigna unguiculata (cowpea), 1336 nucleotides. Its product is annotated as 1-aminocyclopropane-1-carboxylate oxidase homolog 4-like. Lineage: Eukaryota; Viridiplantae; Streptophyta; Magnoliopsida; Fabales; Fabaceae. The record is from RefSeq and is a predicted model, not a curated record.
CACUGCGUGAGAAAACUGCGCUUUAAUGUUUUCAUUUCAUUGUUCACUGAAUUUGAACUUCCUAGAAACAAGCAGACCCUUCACCGAUUCCUAUUCUCGCUUCUUCCCUAUGUCAUCGCCGGUGGCCACCGCGGUCAGCGCCGCCGCGCCCUACGACCGCGCGAAAGCGGUGAAGGAGUUCGACGAAACCAAGGUCGGAGUCAAAGGAUUGAUCGACUCGGGAAUCAAGGCCAUACCCCCUAUCUUCGUUCACCCGCCAGAAACCCUAGCGGAGCUGAAGCGCGGGGCAGAACCCGGUUCCGCGCCGGAAAUUCCCACGGUGGACCUGGCCGCCGUGCAGGAGUCGCGUGCCGCCGUGAUUGAGCAGAUCCGGCAGGCAGCGAGCACGGUGGGAUUCUUCCAGGUGAUCAACCAUGGCGUCCCGGAAGAGUUACUCCGGCAAACUCUGGCGGCGGUUAAGGCGUUCCACGAGCUGCCGGCGGAGAAGAGGGUGCCGGUGUACCGUAGGGAGAUGGGGAAGGGCGUAUCGUACAUUUCCAACGUGGAUCUAUUCCAAUCAAAAGCUGCCAGCUGGCGCGACACAAUCCAGAUUAGGAUGGGCCCCACAGCAGUUGAGUCUAGCGAGAUUCCCGAGGUGUGCAGAGAAGAGGUGCUGGAAUGGGAUAAGGAAGUGGUGCGUGUUGCACGUGUGUUGUACCAGUUACUGAGUGAGGGGCUGGGAUUGGGUGCGGAGAGGCUGAACGAGAUGGGUUUGUGGGAAGGAAGAGUUAUGGUGGGGCAUUAUUACCCGUUUUGCCCUCAGCCUGAUCUAACGGUUGGGCUUAAUUCUCACGCCGAUCCCGGGGCUCUUACCGUGUUGCUGCAGGACCACAUCGGUGGGUUGCAGGUUGAGACGGAACAGGGUUGGAUCCAUGUGAAGCCUCAGCCUGAAGCUCUGGUUAUUAACAUCGGAGAUUUCCUUCAGAUAAUUUCUAACGAAGCGUACAAGAGUGCUCAUCAUCGAGUGUUGGCGAACCAUUCUAAUGAGGCAAGAGUGUCGGUUGCUGUUUUCCUGAACCCAAGUGAUAGAGAGAGAGUUUUUGGACCAUUGCCGGAGCUAACAUCAGCAGACAAACCAGCCCUUUAUAGGAACUUCACCUUCAAUGAAUUUAUGACAAGGUUCUUCAAGAAAGAGUUGGAUGGUAAAUCAUUGACCAAUUUCUUUAGGAACUCAUGAAUCUCUGUUUAUGUAUCUUAAUGUUAAAAACCUUUUAACUACUUAUUUGAAAAGCUUGUUUAAAAACCUUUCAUGUACACCAACCUCUCAACUUCUUGGCCUCUCAAUUUCUUGGCAUCU